Parasteatoda tepidariorum (common house spider) is the source of this 2522-nucleotide messenger RNA. RefSeq lists its product as uncharacterized. Gene Ontology annotation, molecular function: extracellular ligand-gated monoatomic ion channel activity; transmembrane signaling receptor activity. NCBI's taxonomy places the organism in Eukaryota, Metazoa, Arthropoda, Arachnida, Araneae, Theridiidae. Gene Ontology annotation, cellular component: membrane. Gene Ontology annotation, biological process: monoatomic ion transmembrane transport. The record is from RefSeq and is a predicted model, not a curated record.
CAAUCAAUGACAAAGAAACUCAUUUUGUCUAGUUAUACAAUUAAAAUGAAGAAAGUUAUUAAACGAACUGAACUAAUCAGAUUAUAUAUUAAACUAUGAAGUAAAAUUAUAUGGAAAAUAAAGAAAACUGAUGUCACAUGAUGCAAGGAUAAAAUGAUCUAUAAGAGAGAAAAGUUUCAGAAAAAACUGUUAAGAGCAAAGGAAUGAAGAAAAACAUUCGAACAUGCCUAAUAAUUUUAUUUAUUUUAGCCACAAUGGUUUGCUAUGGAUUUCCUUACUUUCCAGAGUAUUCUUCGAGCGAUAUUCCAGAGUACCGACAGACAAGAGUAAGAACUCAGUAUUAUGAACUAACUAAAGAGAAAUUUUCACAGAUGUCUGAUGAAAGUUACGAGAAAGAAAAGAAUACAUAUGAAUCAAAACAUCACCGAAAAGGAUUUAGGAUGAAUUCUUAUCGAGAACAAAAGAAAAGAAAUGGAUUUCCGUGUCCAUGCGACAGUAAAAUUACUAUCGAGAAUAAUUUGUGUUGCCACACGGAAAAAGUAAUACCACCCCCUAAUGAUGAAUGGCCAAAUAUACUUGGUGAUUUUGAUGAAGAUAUUAUGAAUGAUGGUUAUUUAUUUUCUGAUCCUGCUUUUAAGGAUAAGCUUUGUCAACGAGGUUUAAAGGAUUACAGCCGUUCAUCGUCAAGAUCAAGAGAAAAAAUAAAUGUUUUAAUUGUUGGAGAUGAAACAAUGGACUUUUUGAGUGGCACAAUAUAUAGAGGAAAAUGCAAAGUAAGCACAGAAUCUUAUCCAGGCUUAAGUAUAACUGAUGCACGGCAAAGAAUGAAAGAUGUUUUAGCAAAGGGGGAUAUAAAACCAGACAAACUUAUUAUUCAUGCGGGAUCCAAUGAUAUCAUCGAUGAUUUACCUUCUGUCACUUCUUUGGUGAUUUCCAAAUUGAAAAGUCUCGUAGAUGACAUGAGAAUAUCUCAAGAAUCCGAAGACAGAUUUUAUGCAUUGUCAGGUAUUAUUCCAAGAAAUGAUCCUUUGAUGACAUUUAAUAAUAAGGUGAAUUUAAUAAAUUCAAAUGUUGGUUGGUAUGCCCAACGAAAUGGUAUAGAAUAUAUAGAUCAUUCUCAUAUAUUUUGGCAUAAUGGAGAAUUGCGUAAAGAUUUAUACCAUUUUGAUGGUUCUUUAAACGAAGAUGGUUUGAGAAAAGUUGAAGAAUCUUUAUUUGAAGAUAGUUGGUGUCGAAGAAAUGACUAUAAUGAUGAAGCUUGGCAGCUAAGACAGAAAUUAAGGCUUAGAAAACGGCCAUCAUUAGAAUUGAAAGAUAUUCUGCCGAUGGAAAGGAAAGUCUACGAUAAACACUUACCACCCAAGAAAGAUGGUCAACCAACGACGGUGCGUUUUCAUGUGACUGUUUUAAGUGUGGAUUCAAUUGAUGAAGAAUCUAUGACCUACGUAGCAGAUAUAUUUUUAGCCCAAAGUUGGCAAGACUAUAGGUUAAGGUUACCAGAAAACAUGACGGAAGGAUAUAGAAUCUUAGAUGUUGGGUGGUUGCAAUACAUUUGGAGGCCAGAUUCAUUUUUUAAAAAUGCUAAAAAAGUUACUUUUCAUGAUAUGAGUGUUCCAAAUCAUUACUUGUGGUUGUACUAUGAUAAAACUCUUCUUUACAUGGCAAAAUUGACAUUGGAAUUAUCUUGUGCAAUGAAAUUUGAAGCUUAUCCACAUGAUACUCAAAAUUGUUCCAUGAUGAUAGAAAGCUUAUCUCAUACCGUGGAUGACUUAAUAUUUCUGUGGAACAUUUCCUCACCCCUUGUCGUUAGUGAAGACGUUGAACUACCACAGUUAGAUAUUGUUGAAAGCAACACAGAAGACUGUACUCUAGAGUAUUCCACAGGGAACUUCACUUGUUUAGCUGUUGUUUUCAAUUUGAAAAGGCGACUUGGAUACCAUCUUUUUCACACGUAUGUUCCAACGACCCUCAUCGUAGUGAUGUCAUGGAUUUCCUUUUGGAUUCGACCGGAAGCAAUUCCUGCUAGAGUUACUCUUGGAGUAACAAGUCUUCUUACAUUAGCUACUCAAAAUACUCAAUCCCAAUCAUCCUUACCUCCUGUUUCUUAUGUGAAAGCAAUUGAUGUAUGGAUGUCAUCCUGUACAGUUUUUGUAUUUAUGUCACUUAUGGAAUUUGCAGUUGUCAAUCAUUAUAUGGGUUAUACUGGAAGUAGCAAACUUAUGAGAGGAUAUUCAGUGGAUGAACUCGAUAAGGUAUAUCUUUCUGAGUUGCUGCUUCAAAGAAAAAAUGGCAUCAAUGUUCGAGGAAACAGUUUCAGUUCGCCACCCAGAACUCCAAACACAUGUUGUGAAGUCGACAUUGCUUUGGCAAUCGACAGAUUUUCCAGGUUUUUCUUUCCUUUUUCUUUCUUCAUUCUUAAUCUUAUCUACUGGUGUGCAUAUGCAUUCACGUGGUGAAGAAAUACAAGAAUCACAACAAUCUUCGUUAAUUUUUGUCGAAAUAAAUAAUUCGUUAAGAGAGGA